Molecule: messenger RNA, 1466 nt
Organism: Varanus komodoensis (Komodo dragon)
Lineage: Eukaryota; Metazoa; Chordata; Lepidosauria; Squamata; Varanidae
Gene: DSCC1
Product: DNA replication and sister chromatid cohesion 1
Exons: 9
Coding region: 67-1236 (389 amino acids)
Biological process (GO): mitotic sister chromatid cohesion; maintenance of mitotic sister chromatid cohesion
Cellular component (GO): nucleus; chromosome, centromeric region; chromatin
Source: RefSeq, a predicted model, not a curated record
CCCCACGUCUGCGCGCUUUGCUGUUUCUAUAGGAAACAAGGCCGCUAUUCAUCCCGGGUCUCUAAAAUGCGGAGUCGCGAGGAAGUGGACGCCACGCUGCAAGUGGCUAAAGUGAACCCGGCGGAGUUGCUUCCCGUCGUGCAGUGCCUCAGCUUCUGCGCCCAGGAAGAUGCGGCGGACCACUACCUGCUACAGCUGGAACCAGAGCUUUGCGCCGAGUUGGAGGCGGGGCACAGUUUGGUGAUCCGUGGAGACAGAGAAGAACAUGCUGUCCUCUGCAGUAAAGAUAAGACCUAUGACAUGAAAAUAGCAGAUACCUCCAAUACCUUGCUUAUCAUACCCACUUGUAAAACCACAGAACAGCUUAGUGCAUGCGAUUCUACUUCCAACAUCCUGCAUACUCAGAUUGCAGGUUUCUCCAAAACUUUCUGGGAACUAAGAAGAUGUCAGCCUAAAUUAAAGAAACUCAAGAAACUUCUAAUGGAAAAUCCAUAUGAAGGACCAGACAGUGAGCAAGAGAGGACUUCAACUAAAUCUAAGUAUACAACAGAAGACUUGCUAGAACAGGUCCAAGCAAGCGAAGAAGAAAUAAUGCAUCAGCUGCUGAUUCUAAAAGCAUGCCAAAUUAAAGGCUAUUGGAGGAUUCUGGACUUCGAUUAUGAGAUGAAAUUGUUGAAUCAUGUAACUCAGCUAAUAUAUACUGAAUCCUGGCCAUUCAACAAGGUUCCUUUAAGCAUCUGCCUUCAAGAGCUUGGUCCUCUAGAACCAAAGGAAAUGAUAGAACACAUUCUUAUGAGUUAUGGACAGAAAUACAUAGAUGAAGGCACAACUUACUUUGAAAUGAAUGAAGAGAAGAUAUGCAGAGCUAUUGCACAAAUGCUCUUGCAAAAUGCAGUUAAGUUCAGUCUCUCAGAAUUCCAAGAGGUUUGGCAGCAAAGUGUCCCUGAAGGAAUGACAACUAGUCAGGACCAGCUAAAGGGGCUGGCUCUUGUGGAUCAGUCUUCUAGACCAGAGACUAUUUUCUUGUUAAAUGUGGAAGACUUGCCAGAAGAUAACCAAGAAAGAUUUAACAGCUUGUUCAGCAUUAGGGAAAAAUGGACAGAAGCUGAAAUAGCUCCAUAUAUACAGGACUUGUGUUCAGAGAAGCAAACAAUUGGCACACUGCUGACAAAAUAUGCUCGUUCUUCAAUGCAGAAUGGACUCAAAGUUUAUAACUCCAGAAGGCCCAUUUCGUAGGAAGCAACACUAAGUGCUAUAGAUAUUUUAUACUUAUCUACUCUUGGCUUAAAUUUGGGAUGGGGUUGUUGAGAUUUAUCAACAAUUUUUGUCACUGGUUAAAAUCACAAGGAUUGUUUAUUAAGCAUGGAGCAAUAUUAACCUAAAUCAGAAUGCUUGAUACAAUUUUGUAGAAAAACUGACUUACCUGGAAAAGUUUGAAAUACAAUAGAAGAAACAUGUUCUUCCAA